Molecule: messenger RNA, 1230 nt
Organism: Elephantulus edwardii (Cape elephant shrew)
Lineage: Eukaryota; Metazoa; Chordata; Mammalia; Macroscelidea; Macroscelididae
Gene: PHKG2
Product: phosphorylase kinase, gamma 2 (testis)
Exons: 9
Biological process (GO): glycogen biosynthetic process; protein phosphorylation
Cellular component (GO): phosphorylase kinase complex
Molecular function (GO): ATP binding; calmodulin binding; phosphorylase kinase activity
Source: RefSeq, a predicted model, not a curated record
UCCUUCAGAAUGACGCUGGACGUGGGGCCAGAGGAUGAGCUGCCGGACUGGGCCGCGGCCAAGGAAUUUUACCAAAAGUAUGAUCCUAAGGACAUCAUUGGCCGAGGGGUGAGCUCUGUGGUCCGCCGUUGUAUUCACCGCAACACCGGCACUGAGUUUGCAGUGAAGAUCAUGGAGGUGACAGCAGAGAAGCUGAGUCCCGAGCAGCUGGAGGAGGUGCGAGAAGCCACGCGGCGAGAGACGCACAUCCUGCGCCAGGUCGCCGGCCACCCCCACAUCAUCACUCUCAUCGAUUCCUACGAGUCUUCUAGCUUCAUGUUCCUGGUGUUUGACUUGAUGCGGAAAGGAGAGCUGUUUGACUACCUCACAGAGAAGGUGACCCUCUCAGAGAAGGAAACCAGGUCCAUCAUGAGAGCUCUGCUGGAAGCUGUGAGCUUUCUUCACGCCAACAACAUCGUGCACCGAGACCUGAAGCCUGAGAACAUCCUCCUAGAUGACAAUAUGCAGAUCCGACUUUCUGAUUUUGGAUUCUCCUGCCACUUGGAACCUGAUGAGAAACUUCGAGACUUGUGUGGGACUCCAGGGUAUCUCGCACCAGAGAUCCUCAGAUGCUCCAUGGAUGAGACCCACCCCGGCUACGGCAAGGAGGUGGACCUCUGGGCCUGCGGGGUGAUCUUAUUCACGCUCCUGGCUGGCUCACCGCCGUUCUGGCACCGGCGGCAAAUUCUGAUGCUGCGCAUGAUCAUGGAGGGUCAGUACCAGUUUAGUUCACCCGAGUGGGAUGACCGUUCCAACACCGUUAAAGACCUGGUCACAAAGCUGUUGCAGGUGGACCCCGAGGCCCGCCUGACGGCUGAGCAAGCCCUCCAGCACCCCUUCUUUGAGUGUUGUGAAGGCAGCCAACCCUGGAACCUCACCCCCCGCCAGCGGUUCCGGGUGGCAGUGUGGACAGUGCUGGCUGCAGGACGAGUGGCCUUAAGCAUCCAACGGGCACGGCCGCUGACCAAGAACACGCUCUUGCGGGAUCCUUAUGCACUGCGCCCGGUGAGGCGCCUCAUCGACAGCUGUGCCUUCCGGCUGUACGGGCACUGGGUGAAGAGGGGCGAGCAGCAGAACCGGGCAGCUCUCUUCCAGCACCGGCCCUUAGGGCCUUUUCCCAUCACGGGCCCUGAAGAGGAAGGGGACUCAAAUGCCAUUCCUGAGUAAGAAGCUAUGCUGGUGCUGGGCUAG